Tachysurus fulvidraco (yellow catfish) is the source of this 10645-nucleotide messenger RNA. RefSeq names its product HIVEP zinc finger 2b (gene hivep2b). Gene Ontology annotation, biological process: regulation of transcription by RNA polymerase II. The transcript is spliced from 8 exons. Gene Ontology annotation, cellular component: nucleus. NCBI's taxonomy places the organism in Eukaryota, Metazoa, Chordata, Actinopteri, Siluriformes, Bagridae. Bases 3530 to 9154 code for a protein of 1874 amino acids. Gene Ontology annotation, molecular function: DNA-binding transcription factor activity, RNA polymerase II-specific; RNA polymerase II cis-regulatory region sequence-specific DNA binding. The record is from RefSeq and is a predicted model, not a curated record.
CAAUUUGAAAUACCUGCCAUAGUCCACUUAUGAAAGUGUUGGGAAUCUGAGAGCAUCACAUGCCACAUCGAGACACACGUGCUUACUUCCCUCCCCACAGAAACUCCCUAUCUGAGUUAUUCAGGGCAGCCGUGCCAGGAAUAGCACUGUACUGUUUAUGCAGAUCCCAGGCCCUUUUAACUUGGUGUUGUUAAAGUGUUUAAAUGAACAGGUGUAGUUCCUCCCUUCAUUAUAUUUCUACAAUAAUGCUGUGGACCAAAUUUUACAAAUUUUUUAACAGACAUUACCCUGAUUCUCUCUCAGGAUUUCUUUUGCAGUGCAGAGCAGUGGCAUUUGAACUAAACAUAGUUAUGAGUGAGUGCAGGGAAGACUCCUCACUGACUGUCCAUCUUUAUGAUUUUAAUGUGAUCGAGAUGUUCAGCAAGAUGUUUCAGUAUUUUUAUCAUAAUCUUAGUGUAUGCUGAUGGAUGAAGACAUAAAAAAGUCAUUACGAAGAAAAACAAUUUCUACAGAGGCUAAAAUUGUUUCCCAUAAACACUUGCUGAAUAUGUUGCAACCACCUAACUGGUUUCAAUCCUGACACAUCUGUCAACUUAAAUAACCAUAGAAAUGUGAUAAAGUAGUACUUAUUGGUCUGAGUCACUUUUAUUUUUGAUUUAACUGCACUUUUAAUUGAAACUGAAUCACACAGUCCUUUUGGGAGACCAUGUCCACCCACAGUAAUUUUUAAAUGACAGUUUAAUAUCGACAGAAUUAUGCACACAAACACACAUUAAAACUGCUUAAUUUGGUAACACUGCUAUGCUCCAUUAAAGCACUAAAAGUCUAAUUGAUGAUAAAUGAAUUUCAGGGCCAUUUAGGCCACUAUCAGGCCUGCCAGCUUCAGGGUAGCUGUCUCAAAAUGGAGAGUUUUAUGUUGGCUAUAAAACCACAGCUGUAUUCAUCUUUUAGACAAAAACGGAAAUCAUUCUGGAAUAUUCUUAGCACCCUUAGUAUCACUGCAAAGUAUGGCAAAAUUUAGCUAUUAAGCAUUUAAUAUCUAAAAAGCAAUGCUGUAUGCCAGCUUGUCCAUCAUUACAAAGACCCUUUCUAUGCAGUGACUGCAGUAUGGAUGUAGCUGCAGUAUUAUAUGCUAAUGUCCUUGCUUUCUCAUAGCUGUGCUCAUCUUUUCUCAAAGCUGUAUUCAUCCUUCUUCUUGCAUUCCUCUGGCCUUCCCUCCCUUUUUCUGUGGUGGGAUUGUACAGCUCCAGAGCAAGCUGCAAUCUAUUUCUGUCCCUGUAUAUUCUCUUCUGGCUGCUGCCAACCAGACCCUGCGUUGUCACGGUGAUAGACAUCUCCACUAGCCUCCCUCAGCCAAUCAACACACCAGGUGUUUAUGCCAAGAAACAUGAUCAUUUUCCAUUUCCUUCCCACUCCUCUUGCAUGAGACUAAGGGAUUAGUAGCAAAGCCUAGUGAAGAGCACUCAGUGAAAAACAGAAACCUUGGUAGUGGCACUCUGAGGAUGGAAAAUAAAGUGUUUAGCUUUGGAGGAAGGAGCUGAACUCCAUUGAUUAAUCAAGGUGAGAAAGAAGAUAAACAUGAAUUCACUUUGGGUUGUAUUAGGUCCAGCCGAUCCCAGGAGGUGGCAGUACCCCCUGGAUGGGACACCAAUCCAUCGCAGGCUCAUUCACCACUAGAGGGAAAUUACGAGUAGCCAAACAUAACAAGAUACAUUUUGGACAGUGAAAAGAAACUUGAGAACUCGGUGGAAAACCAUUCAGAUGCAGGGAGAACAUGCAAAAUUCUAAACAUACCAAAGCUGAGGAUCAAACCAGGAAUCUUGGAGCUGUAAGCCAGCAACCUCACCCACUGCACCACACCACCAUGCUGUGUCUUCAUACAGUUUUACCACAAAGGGGAUAUGAUAUGCUAUGAAAUGACCUCCAAAAUCUGUGUUUACAAUUUUAAAAAGUUACAAUUUUACUGGUAUGUACUGCUAAUCAUAACUACAUUCUUCACUGAACAAUAAUUUAGCAUCUUCAGCAGUAGUGUGAAGAAGAAGCUUUGUCUUGUCCCAGUCUACUCAAGUAAAGUGUAACUGUGUGUGUGUGUGUGUGUGUGUGUGUGUGUGUGUGUGUGUGUGUGUGUGUGUGUGUGUGUGUGUGUGUAUGUAAAAGAAAGGGUAUGACUGAGAGAGAAAGAAGUUGGGUGUCAGAUCUCAUCUAAAUAGUCAGUAGAGAUGAGUUAGUGCCUGGUGUAGUGGAAAAGCCAGGCGACCCAGUGGGACAGACCAUUAUAUUUAUAGAGAGAGAUGAGAGGCUUGACCUUCACUGUUCAUUGAGGAUCAACCAUUUAGAGCAAUAACUCAGCAUAUGCAAUACUAUGAAUACAAGUGUCCUAUACAUUCAUUGCCACAUGUUUUUUAAUAUCUAAUAAUUUGAGCAUGUUAUUUCUUUUAGUUCAAUAACUGGUUUGUCAAAGACAUGUGUCCAUCAUUAUUUUCCGACUCUGUAUUGCUGCAAUUUCACUUUAUAAACAGCUUAUAAUUGGAUAAUAAUAGAAUCUCUUUAACACCUGUACAAUAUUUGAUUCAAAGCAAUUUUAAGCAUGCAUUAUCUCAUGCUAUUUAAACUCUCUUAAGCUGGGGACUUGCAAACAAUUAUUUUCAAUAAUAUUUGUGAAAAUUGUUUUACAUUAUGCAUUCACUGGCAAAGAUAAUUGAUUAAAGGUUUAUGUGAUGCAUCGUGAAUUUCUAUGGCAAAUAUAACAACAAAUGUAUAAUUAAAGUUUAUUUUAUGGUAACUGGUGAUAUCUAUGCUGCGAGACUUGUCAGCAUGCGUUGGUAGUUAUACCAAGUACUGGACCCCAACUCUUUUUUUUUUAACACUGAAUACAUUUUUAGAAACACAACACAAUUGGUCUUGGUGUACAUACUUAUCUAUGCAGUGCACACUGAAUGAAUGAUGUCUAUGCACUGCUUUCCAUGCCUUCAAAAGUGGUCUUUACUGUGGGCUGUUGCAUAACCCCUAACAGGGCCCCAUUGCUAUUUUUGUUCCUGGAUACACGUCUCAGUGAGGUAUUUUCUGUGGUGACUCGCUUACAUCAGUAGGUAUGAUAGUGUACCCUCAAUACACACUAUGUGGAUCAUUGAUGGGGCUUAUCUUUGGCUUAUUGGGCUUUAAAUCUGCUUUCCUUGAGGGUAACACACUGGAAUAUGGAACAUGGGAAUUAGAAAAGGAGCUGAAAAUGACUGGAAAUAUUGGACAAGGCUGUAUUUGAACACCAGAUAACCUGGAACUGGUACAGCCUAAGAAAACACUAAAGAAGUAAUAAAACCAGAAAUGAAAACAUUGGGGGAAAAAAUAAACACCAUUUUUUGAGAAUCACACUAUCAGCCUGGAGACUGCAUGUAUACAUUUUGGAAAUUAUGGCACUUAUUAAAGAUAUUUUACCAAAAUUAAGACAAUUGAUUCUGCUGGAUCCUGCAAAAUGAAGCAGCAAAGAUGUAGCAGACAUAAGUAUUGAUAUUAGAAAAAUAACAUUUGCAUCAUGGAGACUCCUGAACCCACUAUUGCAGUAGGAUGUUCCCCACAGGGAGGCACUUUGAAAGAAGAGAAACAUUCUGAUUCUGAAAUGGUCCAAAGAGAUCAUUUCCCUGGCACCAAGGACAAAAUACCACUAACAGAGAGACCCCACAGAGAUGAUUUGAGGUCAUGUCCCAGUAAUGAGACACAAACAGUGGGAGCAGGAACUAGUCCCACCUUACAAGCCAGUGACCAAAAUCCAAUCUACACAUGCAGGAAGACACAGCGUUUCCCUCCUCCUGGAAAAAGAUGUUUCCAAUCAAGUGUUAACCUCCUGUCAGUGGGUGUGCACAAAAAAGAGAUGAAAGUGAAAAAGACAGGAAAGUAUGUGUGUCAUUACUGUGGGAGAGCAUGUGCUAAACCCAGUGUGCUGAAAAAACACAUACGUUCUCACACUGGUGAACGACCAUAUCCAUGCGUUCCUUGUGGUUUCUCAUUUAAAACCAAAAGCAAUUUGUACAAACACAGGAAGUCUCACACACAUGCUGUCAAAGCAGGACUGUUUCCAUUUUCAGAGCAAGAUAGGAAGCUCGGGAGUGUGGAUGAAGAAGUGACAGUAGGAGAAGGAGAAAUGCACUCGGAUGCUGAGCAAAGCACUGACACUGAUGAGGAGGUGAGGGAAGAGGCAACUCUUGCACAGAGGCAGUCCUUGCACAAAGGCAGCUCUAUCCAAAUGAAGGACAGAGGGGAUACCAUACAGGACAUUUGUGGUAGACAUAAACAAAAGAUCCCUGGGAUAACUUUUACACAGAGUCCAUCAAAUGAGAGUACGUUAGGAAAAGUGUCUUUAUGGCAGUUUAGAGAAAUGAUGACACCUGUAAUUGUCACCCAGGUGGAGCACGAAAUUGAGUCUACUACCAUAAAGCAAAGACUUGCCCUUAGGCUUUCAGAGAAAAGAAGUCAAGAUUCCCUCUCUCUCCCUAGCUCAUAUAGCAAAGGCAGCACUGACUCUGGCUACUUUUCACGCUCAGAGAGUGCAGAACAACAGUGCAAUCAAGCAAGUGCAAAUGCCAAGUCAUACCAAGAAAUUAUGUUUGGGAAAUGUUAUAGACCAAGUGCCAAGCCAAGGCAAUCAAUCACUGUACAGACUUGCAUGACAGACAUAAAUGAGAGUCCAUCCAGUUUUAUGAUUAAAUUGACCAAAGGAAUGGCACCCGAGGAAGCCACAUGCCAUUUGCACAGACACAAAAAAGACCUGGCCAGAUCAAUAAAAAUUGAAUCAGAAUCUUUUCAAGAAGAAGAAUAUAAGGAAAUCCCAGAGAUAUUUCAGUGUAGGACUGAACUAUUAGAAACCCCACCAGAAUAUGGUUUACUUUUACGGAGCAACUCUCUUCCAACACCUUCUGAAUCUAAUGUAAGUGCAUCACAGGUACUAAGAAGCAGUAAUUCUUUUGAUGAGAGGAUGACAAACGAUGAAAUCUCCUUUCGUAGCUCAAUGGGAAUGCGAAAACUUAUGAGACAGGCUGCCUUUGAGCAUUCUGCACAUGAAGGACAUGCAGAACCGGAUAACCACACUUUGGUUUGUGGCCUGAAAUUAGAGCCAAAAGUUGACAGUGCUGAUGAUUCUAAAAUUGGAAUAGAGAAUUGUCCAGAAUCAGAGUCAUGCCUCAUGUUUCAAAACCACAUGAUGGAAAAUGCUACAAGGAAACGAAGAAAAGGAAAGAACAUUAUGGAAGAUGAAGAUUUUCCAACCCAAAAUAAGCCUUCAUGCUUGCCUGACCUCACAUGGGACCUUUGUACAAAGCAAGAUAUUCCGGAUGCUACAUAUACUGACACAGAGAGAUGGUCUGGUAGUAAUGUUAUCUCUGUAAUUCAACACACAAAGUCAUUAAGUAGGCUGAGUUCUGCAGAAAAGUCCAUUGAUUUUGAGUCACAACAGUUUAAUAAAAAUACCCUUUACCAAUUAAUAGAAAAGGAGCAAAUUAAGGAAAAAUGCAAAACCGACCCACUCAUGCAUUCUGGAAAAAUAGAGAGUCAAUACAGUGGAAGCAGUUUGAUCUACCAAUGGUCUCAAUUAUCUAAACAACUAGCUUUUCAAUCUGGUAUUCAAGUUCCAGAGAUUAGGGUUACCGAGGAGCCCGACAAACCAGAAAAAGUACGAGACAUGCAGGUUAGACCAAAUGAAAAAAACAGAGAAGAAUUCCAGUGGCCUCAGAGGAGUGAAACUUUGUCAAACUUCCCAGUUGAAAAGCUACCUCCAAAAAAGAAACGCCUGCGUUUAGCUGAGAUGGAAUGUUCCUCUGGUGAAUCAAGCUUUGAAUCUGCUUGUACUAGUCUCUCCAGAAGCCCAAGUCAAGAUAGCAAUUUAUCUCACAGCUCAAGCUUUUCUCAAUCACUUGACAGAGAGGAAGCUAUGAAUGUCCCAUCUCCCGCUAAAUCAGAUGAGUUUAGCAAGUGUUUGGAGUUCUUGUCUGUUCCAGGAAGUUCACUAAGCCAACAGAGAGAGAUGAGGCGCUCUGCAUCAGAACAGGCACCAUGCAACUUAUCCACUGAAUUACCAGAAUUUAGAAGCAAGUCCUUUGAUUACAGCAACCUUUCUUUGUCGAACAGCCCUAUUCAAAGUGAAAUCUAUGCCAGUGAUUGUGGAUUUAAAGAGCGAAGAAGAGGCUGUUUGGUUAGACAGGCUUCUUUAAGUGGUGAUCCAGAGGCUUUGACACAUGAUAAAUCUAUGGAGAUGAAUGCUAUACAGGGAAGCUCAGAAGCAGCUGAAAUGUGCAGGAAAAUGUCUUCACCAGACAAACAGUUUUUGUUGGAAGGUUCCUCUGGUGGCACUGAGAAAAUGAGGUACUUGCUGGUACAUGGAAGUGUUUCCCCACAACAGCUAAUUUCACCAGACUUGUCUCGAAUGCCAGAGCAAAUCCCUCAUAAACAGCCUCUUCUUUCCCAGACUUUACAGAUGCAUCAAUAUCAUGGCCUAAAGCAGAAAAUAAAGAAAGAACCUGAAGACUUGAAAUCAGUAGAAGAUCCUAGAAUAGCUCUGGCAGAUCUACCAAAAGAUCAUUCACAGAGUGUGACCAAUGUCUUGUCAACAAUAGCAGUUCUUUCACAAGCUCAGCCUGCUUUAGCCAAUCCGAGGAUUCCUGGUCUGUUAGUUCCAGUCAGAAUUCAGAUGCAAGUACCAUGCUAUGGAAAUAUCACAUACACUAGUAUAUCUCAUAUUCUGGAUUCUCAAUACGAGACAAACUUAACACCAAAUAAUGUUAUCACUCAAAGUAAAUGUUUAAAUGUUACAUCACAACACAGAAUAGGUUUGGAUGCAUGUCAAACACCAGGACAUCCAAGAGGACUUCUGCACAACCCACCAUCAUCACCUGCAAAACUUAAUACAGGCAUACCACUGUCCUUGACUUCUAGAACAAUUUCAACAACAGAGGCUCCAAGCGGUGGGGCUAGUAAGCGAAUGCUUUCUCCUGCAAGUAGUAUCGAGCUCUUCAUUGAAGCAACUCAGCAAAAACGAGUCAAAGAUGAGAAUAUGUAUGGGCAGAUUGUAGAAGAGCUUAGUGCUGUAGAAUUGGGACAUCCUGAUCUUAGAAUUGAGAAACAGAAGAAAGAAACUAAGUCAACACAUGUACAAAAUCCACCAGGAACUGUUGAGGAGAUAGAAAUGGAGGAUUCUAAUAUAGCCGUCUACAAUAAAGCAAGGUUACCAUUGUCCAGCAGUGUUCCUCCAGAAGCAAUUUUGGUAAACAAUUUACCUAUCCCAGUGCAGAUUGCUAAAAGAGAUAUUGCAAAUACUUGGAUACUAUCUCAGUUUCCUGGUCUUCACACUACAACAUGUGUGAGUUGGUGUUAUCUUAAUAGUUCUAAACCAAACACCACCCAAUCAGCACCUAAUUUCUCUGUUUAUGCCUCUUGGUUUAUGAGAUGCCAUAACCCAAAUCCACCAAAUCUCAGUACUGGAAAGGCACUUGCCCUUCUGCAAUCUAAACAAAAGAAACAAAAUACCACAUAUACAAUUGCAGCCAUGUAUCAACCUGGAAUACUUGUUACUUCAACUUUGUCAAGUCACAAGCAGAAACAGGGGACCAUUGACGCUAGGGUGGAAGACAUAACAUAUGAUACACAAAUGAAGGACAUUAAGCAAAAGUGUAAACCAUCACGUGACAAUAGCAAGGAAACUGAGGCACCUUUAAGGCAAACAGAGCCUGCUCGUGUAAAGAUCUUUGAAGGAGGGUACAAAUCAAAUGAGGACUACGUGUAUGUCAGGGGACGGGGCCGUGGGAAGUAUAUUUGUGAAGAGUGUGGAAUUCGAUGUAAAAAACCAAGUAUGCUAAAGAAACAUAUACGUACUCACACAGAUGUGAGGCCCUACAUAUGCAAGUGCUGUAACUUUGCCUUUAAAACAAAAGGGAACUUGACGAAGCAUAUGAAGUCAAAAGCCCACUUGAAAAAAUGCCUUGAGCUUGGUGUUUCUCCGAUGAAUAUGGACAAUACAGAUGUUGCUGAACAUGAAGAUGAUGCACCGAAAUCGUCAGAGAUCAGACCAGUAAUUGAUGCAGCCAUUAAACAUCAGUUUUCUGAUGCGGAUGACUCAGAUGUUGGCGAGGAAGAUGGAGAUGAACCAGAUGAUGAUGAGGAUGAUGAAUAUGAUGGGGACUCUACGCCAAGAACCCACUCCAGAAGCACAAGUCCUCAGCCUUACACAAUUAACAAACCAUUUCCCUCCACAUGUUUCACUAAGAACUUGGAUCCUAAAGAAAGCUUUGAUGCAUCAUCAGUCAGUAAUGAGGACGAUCUGAUUCUUGAGCAAACAAGCAACACAUUUGAUCCAUGUACAUCUCAACUGCUCUCUCCAUGUUGGGAUUCACCUCAUCAAAGGAACAUCUGUAUACAGAGAGAUCUGUCCCAACAAGGUCAUCUGGCUCCAGGAAGGGCUCCAUCCCCCUUGAGACCCCUUUUUUCAAGGCAAGAUGUGAACAUCAGAGGAGAUCUCUCACCAAUUCGCCAGCUGUCACCUGUAAGGCCCAUUUCACCAGGGACCGAUGCAUCACGUUAUCGUACAUCCUCCCCACGUGGACAUAGAGGCAUGCUUAGGGCUGCAUCACCACGCAGGGGGACCUAUCAGCACAGAUGCUAUGUGGAGUUGAGCAGGGAAAUGAAAUGUGAAGCCUCUACCCUGAUACAAACUACUGCAAUUUACCCAGAAACGGUUAAGCGAGAGGCCAUUCUUCAAAAUGUCACUGAUGGGGUACUUUGUGAGACCGAUGCAUCCAUCCUCCCCAGCCGAGGCAUCUUCAGCCACUUGCCUUUGCACUCUCAACAGCAGGUCCAGACUCCUAUCCCAAUGGUUCCCAUUGGAGGUUUAAGAAUGCCCUCUGUCUGCACAUCUGGUGUUCCUGUCGAGAGACACUCUCACGUGUUACCACAGGGGGACAUUUCAGAGAGGGCUAAUACCAGGCAAGCCUCAGUUUCUAUUCCAGGACCUGGAGUAAGCAACAUAUCAUCCCAGAGGAAAGAGCAGCCAACAUCUUGCACGGGUCUUGCCAGCAAGGACAACAAGCAGGAGGAGAGUGUCCACAUCUGUGCCGAGGCUAUUGCAUCCCUCAGGAUCACAUCAGAGGAUAUCAUUGGUAAUCCUCCAAAAAGCUGAUUUAAAUAACUUAUAUAUAUAAAAUUUUGUCAGGCUUAAUCAAGCGCAUAUGAAGAUUAUUGUUUUGGUAAGGUGCAAUAUGUGGCCAAAAGAAAUGGUAAAGCAAAUAUGCACAUAAUUUCAUAUUCAGAUGCACAACACAUAUUGUAACCAAACUGCCAUAUUAGAGUCGCAUUUCCUAUUAACCACCACUUAUUUUGUCCAUACAUAUAAGGCCAUAUAAAUAUUAAUAUGCAGUCCAUAAAUAUUGAAGUGAUAUUUCAGUAGAUUCAAAUUUCAGAAUCAAUGGAAAUUCUUUCUAUUUUUUCAGAAACUAAAAAGUACCAUCACUUUCCAAAUCUAGUGCAUUAAUAUAUAUUGAUCAUGACUAUAAAUUAAUCAUCCCCGUCUGAUCAGCUUGUGCCUUUUUAGAAUUGUUUGCCUAUGCCUCAGUGAGACAUAAGUAUUGGAUGUAUUGUUAAAGCAGUGAAUAUAGUGUUAAACUGAUCUAAAGUACUGUUGAUGCUUUUUUGAAAUUGCACUCAAUUCACAUUAUACAGUUUGAAUACUAAAUUCAGUAGUGCUACAAUAUUGCUUGGUAUAUAGUUGUUAUUUAUGUUCGCUGGUGCACUUGUUUAAUCUUUUGACUUUUCAGCACUUAUGCAACACAGUGAUAUGUUGUUCAUGUAGUUUAUGAUAUGACAAUGUAUGAUUGCUAUGAUAACCUAAAGUCAUUUGUAAAUGUUAUGCAGUUAGAUGACUAUGUAAAGCACUUUCUACUGAAGUAAUUGACUGAUUAGGUGCAGUUGAUAUUUGGGCUAUUUCGAAUCAUUGUAUGAUUGAUUUUAUCAAAUGGCACAACAUUCCAGCCACUGUUUAGUCAAUUAUAUGCACAUAAAUAUACACAUGGUGUUGGGUAAUAAAGGAUUACAUAUCAACUAGAUUAUGUAUUCAGGUUACAAAAAUGAUGGACUACAUACAAACAGAAUUACACAUUCAGGUUUUGGAAAAGUAAUAUGGCAAUCAACGCAGAAUGCAUUAAAAACUAUUUAUUUACAGACUAAUUUUGUAAAUGUUAUGUAGUCACAUUAUGUCUGAGAAUAAUCAUAUUUGAUUACAAAAAAUAGACAUUGUAUGUUUACAUUUUUCCCCUCAUACUAAGCCAUUGAAAUUAUAAAAAUAUAAUGUAGCAAACCAAAACAUAAUUUUUCUAACAUGGAACAAUUUAAGCACAGCAUUUUCAUAUUUCUGAAAGAAUCUUAACUAUACCUGUCUAAUAACGGAACUACAUAAUAAAUAAAAUGGUCAGAUUCUGUUGUAUUUUUCAUAUAUCUAUAUUUAUAACCAGUGCCUGAGUACAUUUUCUAUGUAAUCUGCCCAACACUACAUAUAUUCUCAUGAACACACAACCAUCUACAUACACACCUAAGCACAUAUACACUCAUGCCAAGGUACACACACACACACACACACACACACACACACACACACACACACACACACACACACACA